This is a messenger RNA of Owenia fusiformis, 911 nucleotides long. The record is from the annotation of a GenBank genome assembly. NCBI's taxonomy places the organism in Eukaryota, Metazoa, Annelida, Polychaeta, Sabellida, Oweniidae.
GCAAAUAGUCUAUAUUUUUCUGGACUCAUUGAAUUUGUUGCUUCUAUUCAUUAUUGGGAACCAAACAUGACUGUUAUAGUCUACGAUCUUGGAUUACAACCAGAACAAAAGAAAGAAGCUGAAGGUUGGUGUAAUGUUCAGAUUAAUGACUUGCCUCUUAACACACCUGACCAUAUAAGGAAGGAAAGUAGAAAACGAUAUUCAUGGAAAGCGCUGGUACUACAAGAUGCUGUCACGAAAUAUGGUGCCAUAUUUUAUAGUGACGCUGGAUCUGUAAUACGAGCCCCCUUGGAUCCGAUAAAGAAACUGAUUAUUGCUGAUGGUCAUUUUUUCGUUCAGGGCCAGGGUGUGGACAUGACAACAUUUUUGCACAAAGGAAUGUAUGCAUAUUUCAAAGUAAAUGAAACACAAUUGAAAGGAAAACCUAACUUUGCAGGAGGCGUCCAAGGAUACGUACGUGGCGGCCUUGCUGAAAAACACAUACUACACCCUCUGGUAAAAUGUUCUAUAUCCCCAGAAUGCAUCACUCCAAUAGGAUCCUCUCUUGAAAACCACAGAUUUGACCAAUCAGCACUCUCGAUAAUAAUCUACACAUCGGAAAUAAAGAUUCAGCCUCACACUGAAUUGUUGAUUACUUCACUGAACCAACUGAGCGAAAAUCCAUUUUUACCAAGUUCGAGAAUCAUUUGGACAGCUCGUCAAUCAAGCAACAGCUAUAGCAAUCGAAUUUGCAAAAAAACAAUCGUAUCUUGAUAAAAAAUGAUGUACUCGGAUAAGAAUUAAUGUUUCUUUUGGAGGACUUCCAAAAUACAAAGAUGUACGUGAUUUAAAUAAAAAACAAUAUUAAACAUAGACUUGACUAUGACUGACUUGAUCAUGCCUAGAGUCAUUUUGCACAAAUCCCAUGUUUU